Messenger RNA from Naegleria gruberi, 1047 nucleotides. RefSeq lists its product as uncharacterized. The transcript has a single exon. Gene Ontology annotation, cellular component: cytosol; nucleus. Lineage: Eukaryota; Heterolobosea; Eutetramitea; Acrasida; Naegleriidae. The record is from RefSeq and is a predicted model, not a curated record. Bases 1 to 1047 code for a protein of 348 amino acids. Gene Ontology annotation, molecular function: protein serine/threonine phosphatase activity.
AUGGAAGCUAUUGGUGGUACAAAAACUCAUAUUUCCGAAGAAAUUAACUAUAACGUAAUUGAUGUUGAAGAAUCAUAUGAUGGUGUAAGAUUAGGUGAAGUUAUUACAAAGGAAUUUGUUGAAGAUAUGGUUGAAAGAUUUAAGAAUCAAAAGAAAAUUCACAUCAAGUAUGCUAUGGAAAUUCUUGUCAUGGCUAGCAAAUUAUUGAAGAAUGAAAAAUCACUCUUCCGUAUUAAUGUUCCAGAAGAUAGACAUAUUACAGUUUGUGGUGAUACUCAUGGUCAAUAUUAUGAUCUUUUAAAGAUUUUCGAAUUGAAUGGAAGACCAUCAAAGGAAAAUCCAUUUUUAUUCAAUGGUGAUUUUGUUGAUAGAGGUUCAUUCUCAUGUGAAGUUAUUUUCACUUUAUUGGCAUACAAGUUACAUGAUCCUGAAUGCAUGUAUUUGACUAGAGGUAAUCACGAAAGUCGUCAUCUUAACCAAAUUUAUGGAUUUGAAGCUGAAACUGUCAAGAAGUACAAUGGUGAAGUUUAUGAACUCUUCCAAGAAGUUUUCAAUUAUCUUCCAUUGGCUUGUGUUAUUAAUAGUAAGGUACUUGUUUUACACGGUGGUAUAGGAUUUAAGGAACCAGGUGUUACACUUCAAGAUAUUGAAAAUAUUGAUAGAAUGAGAGAUAUUCCAGAAGAUGGUUUAAUGUGCGACAUUCUUUGGUCUGAUCCACAAAAACUCAAUGGGCUCGGACUCAAUAAGAGAGGUGUUUCAAGAGUAUUUGGUCCUGAUGUCACAAAGAAAUUUUUGGAUGACAAUGGUCUCGAAUUAUUGAUUAGAUCUCACGAAGUCAAGAUGGCAGGUUAUGAAGUUGAAGCAAACAAUAGACUGAUAACUAUCUUCUCUGCACCAAAUUAUUGUGACUCUGUUGGUAACAAGGGUGCUUUCAUUAGAUUCAAUGGUUCAGAUAUGAAACCAAACUUUACUCAAUUUACACAUGCUCCUCAUCCACCACUUGGUCCAAUGCAUUACGUUUCCAGUCUGUACAACCAAUUAAUGUAA